GUGAAUUUUGCAGCCAGUCCGCCUCCGAAGCCAGUAGAGAUGGACUUGCAAUGUUUCAAAAUUGUUAAUUGAUGUGCUGUGCUAUUAAUGCGACCCGUGUGGUAGUUGGCACGGUGGCCGGGUGGCCAUUAGAUUGGAUAGAUAGGAGCCCAAGAGAAAUGUGAGCGAGCGAGCGAGCUAACGAGCUCGUUCAGACAGCGAGAGAUUUCCAUGUGUUCGUCUGCCAGUCUUUCCCGGCGUUGGCACCGUGACAGACGACUGCUCAUCAGAGCAUGAGAGUCUCGUGUACAUUCUUCUCGAGCUGAUGAGAACGGCAGCCACAGGAGAUGUGUGAAGUGCCAGCCGCCAACAGCUCGGCCGAAACGGUUCGAGAGGCCUGAAGAGACGAGGCGAGAGGACACGAGAUCUGACGGGGAGCUAUGGAGGUGAAGAGGGAGUCAAAGAGGUUGAUAAAGACGAAUGUAGCAGAUGGGUCGAAGGAGGUGGCCCUGUCCCCUUCAGAUUUGGUUGUGCCUAGAGUGCACGUGGAGAUCAUCUACGCAUUCGAGGCGCCCGUUCCUUCCGAUGCCUCUCAAAUGCUGGAGGAUGCUCUGGCCACGACUCUGCUCGACUACGAGGAAUGGGCAGGACGGAUGAGCAAGGACUCGGACGGGCGACCUGUCAUCGCCUUGAACGGUCAAGGAGCUGCUUGGAUCGAUGCCGAGGCCAAUGUACCUCUGCGCGACCUGAUGCCAUUCCCUCCCGGCUAUCAACUUCUAGAGCUGGUGCCGCCGAAUCGUGGAGCAGAGGAGCUCCUCCUCGUUCAGGUGACGAAGUUUUCAUGCGGAGGCAUCACGCUGGGCAUCGCUCGACACCAUCAGGUGGCAGACGGAGAGAGCUCCUCGCAAUUCAUGGACGCGUGGACGUGGGCCGUGAAGAAGAAAGGAGCCGUCUCGGACGAGAAAUUGCCACCACCGCCGCCGAGUCCACUCCACGACCGAUCGCUUCUCAUGGCCAGCGAUCCCCCGCAACCGACCUUCGAGCACGCGGAGUACAAGAAGCCGGCCCCGCCCAAUCCCGAGCAGCAGCAGCAGCAGCAGGCGGAGCAUCCGCCUCUGGCCAUCAAGAAGCUGCACUUCGGGCCCGAGCUGCUGAAGAAAAUCAAAUCCGAGGCCAUGAAGGACUUGCAGGACGGCGCGUGGUUCACGACCUUCGAGAGCCUGACCGCGCACCUCUGGAGGUGCAUAACCCGGGCACGGGGGCUGGCGGGAGGCACGGACACGCGCGCGCUGGUGGCGACCAACGGGCGGCCGAGGCUGAAGACGAGGAAGCUGCCGGCGAAUUAUUUCGGUAACGUGAUCUUCCACGCCUGCUCGCAGGCCUCCGUCGACGACCUCACCGGCCGGCCGCUCUCGUACGCCGCGGGCCUCGUGCAGACGGCCAUCCGGCGGGUGGACGAGGAGUACAUUCUGUCGGCUCUGGACUUCACGGCGCUGCAGCUGCAGCACCCGGUGCCCGUGGCGCGCGGUCAUCGAACGGUGCUGUCGCCCAAUUUGAGCGUCACCAGCUGGGCCGGCCUGCCGCUGUACAAGACGGACUUCGGCUGGGGGACGCCUCUGUUCGUCGGCCCGCCCCUGAUCCCGUUCGAGGGCCUCCUCAUGCUACUUCCGUCCUACACCCAAGACGGAGCCAUCGACGCGUCGGUGGGCCUGUUCGCUCCCGACAUGGAACGGCUCGAAUCGUUUGCCUUCCAGGUCUGAAAUCGUUCGCUGACGGAGCCCGCGUACAUUACCAACCAGCUCCGUCCGUCCGACCGUCAGCGUUGCACAAUUGUGACGGACCGGACCGACGGAGCGAGCGAGCAUUUUGACGGCCGCCGGACAGCGGCCUUCGAGCGAGAGAAUGAAGUCUGGGAAACGACGAAGGAACGAUUUUGAGACAUCUCUCUCGGUUCUCGGCAGGGCUCGCAUUUGUCCCGAGCGACGAGUGAUUUGGUGGACGAUUGAUUGGUGGAAGGCGUGAUUUGAAAAGGGCCCUACAUUUUGCUGCGAUUGGGGUGCUUUAUAAGAUGAUAAUUAUUCUCAUCGCAGCUUUCGGAAAAGAGGGUCUCUUUUUCUGUCUCUGUCUCUGAGGAGAAAUUGAAGCAGAGCUGUAGUGAGAACGAGGAGGAGCAUGCAGAUUUUGUUUGUGAGCUGUCUAGCAUCAUCGUCAUCGUUACGAUGCAUUACGACAUCGUUACGAUGCAAUGUGCAACUGGCCUUUUCCUAGUUGCCUGAUGCUUCCGUGGCUCUGAUGACUGCCCGGUGGGUCGGUCUCUAGUCCUCCGCUUUCGAUUUGACACUGGACGCCAGAUUGAUUAUUCAUUUUGUCCCACGGCUGGACAUUGUAGGGACACAGACUCUCAAGAGCUGAGGGCCAAGGUCCAUCUAUCAUCAGAAAUGACCCCGGAAUAUACGAUGCUUCUUCUACGCGCAGCACUUCUUGUGCCUGGUGGAAGGAGAUUCUUCCACGGCACAGCCGUGUGCGCAACCCAAUUUCUCUUGCUCUUAGAUGUAUAUGUUUUCUUGAUCAUGCCUUCCAAUCCGUCGACUCGUUUUAUAAGUGGACGGAUCAACAAGUCAGUCCAUGUGUCCAAUUAGCUUCUUAGUUUGACGAAUGUGGACCUAUUGCUUGGACCUUAAAGAACUGGAAAGGCGGGCCCGGCUCCUGGUGUCAGAGUAGGCCACAGCAGAGCAUUUUCUGGUCACCUCACCUCGUUAAGCCACAAAGGUUUCUGUCUGAGUUCAU
This is a messenger RNA of Marchantia polymorpha subsp. ruderalis, 2766 nucleotides long. The record is from the annotation of a GenBank genome assembly. NCBI's taxonomy places the organism in Eukaryota, Viridiplantae, Streptophyta, Marchantiopsida, Marchantiales, Marchantiaceae.